This is a messenger RNA of Geosmithia morbida, 960 nucleotides long. Its product is annotated as superkiller protein 8. Gene Ontology annotation, cellular component: Cdc73/Paf1 complex. The coding region runs from base 1 to 960 and encodes 319 amino acids. The record is from RefSeq and is a predicted model, not a curated record. NCBI's taxonomy places the organism in Eukaryota, Fungi, Ascomycota, Sordariomycetes, Hypocreales, Bionectriaceae. Gene Ontology annotation, molecular function: protein binding. The transcript is spliced from 3 exons.
AUGUGGUGUACAUUGAGCACCGGAAGACAUUGUCAAGAUGCACACAUCACCGACAUAUUCGCGGUGGCAACGACACCAAAGUCAAUCAUAACGGGUAGCGGGUCGUCGACUCUACACGUCCACGACGCGACGGACCCUGCCUUCCCGCUGAAGCAGUCCCUCUCGGACGCCCACAAGCUCGGCUGCCACCACAUCUGCACCUCGCACAACGGCCAGGUCGCCGCCAGCGCCGGGUUCGGCGGGGAGGUCAAGCUCUGGUCCCUGGACCAGGAGACGGGGGAAUGGUCCCCCAACGGCGAGCUAACCGCGUCGCCCAAGCCCGGCGAGGCCUGGGCCCUGGCCCUCAGCGAGGAGGGCAACUUCCUCGCCGCCACGACAAACGAUGGCAGGGUCAACGUAUGGGACAUCGCGGCGGAAGGCGAGAAGAGGACCAAGGUUCAGGAGUACGAGACUGGAAGCCCCGGUUCUGGCAGUUUCGGCAUGUGCGUCGACGUCAGCAGGGACGGCAAAUACACGGCCAGCGGGCAUCAGAACGGCGCCGUUUACAUCUUCAACAAUGACACUGGCAGAAUGCUCUUUUCUCUAUCCGGCCUGGCAAAGCCCGUCCGGUCCGUCGCCUUCUCCCCGGGCAACAGUCGCCUUGCAGCGGCAGGAGACGCAGGAAUCAUUGCACUAUACGACAUCAAGCACGGCGAGCACGUCGGGAAUCUCACGGGCCACUCAUCGUGGAUCACGACGGUCGACUGGAGCGACACGGGCGAGUUCCUCCUGAGCGGUGCCAUGGACGGCAAGGUCAAGGUGUGGUCCGUCGAGCGCAACACCUGCGUCGCCACACACAGCGAGACAGACAAGCCCCUCUGGGCGGCCAAGUGGCUCCCCAAGACGGGCAAGAGCGAGAUGUUUUGCACGGCUGGGUCGAACAGGAGUAUCUCGUUUUACCGGGAGGCCACGGGGGGUUGA